AUAUGUCAGAAUUGUCACAAGCACAAAAACACAGAAGUCAACACAAAAUCAUAUAAGUUUAUGGAAUUAUACGGAACUCAAAUAAAGACACCCUAAGGCUUCUCGCCUUAGAAACCCAGCCACCAAAAUGAACAGCCAGGAAAGCAACGCGAUCUCUUCGUCCGAGAAGACUGUCAUCAAAUUGACUGACCGCCUCUCGUCUGACAUGGGCCGCCUCUGCCUGAACGAGCUCUACUCGGACGUGUCUUUUAUUGUGGAGGAUCAAAGCCUGCCUGCCCACUGCCUGAUUUUGGCCGCGCGCAGUGAAUACUUUCGCGCCAUGCUGUACGGAGGCAUGGCCGAGUCGCAGCAACGCCAAAUACAGCUGCCGGAGGUGCCGCUGGAAGCAUUUAAAGUAAUCCUCGGCUACCUUUAUUCGGCCACGAUGGAAAUUUUCACGUUGGACGUGGCUGCUCACAUCAAAGUGCUCCGUUUGGCCAAUCAGUAUGGCUUGGUGGAAGUCGAGUCAGCCCUAUCCGGACAUCUGCAGGAGAAUCUUAGCGUCAGCAAUGUGUGCAUGAUUCUGAAAACAGCGCGUCUAUACAAUCUGAACGAGCUGGCCGAAAAAUGCUUGAAAUUCAUGGACAGAAAUGGGUCCAAGCUGAUGGCAGAUGACUCCUUCCAAAAGCUGUCCCUGGAAUCCCUUAAAGAAAUUCUGCGGCGGGACACGUUCGUUGCCUACGAGGGUGACAUCUUUCUAUCGGUUUAUGAAUGGAUCCAGCACAAUCCGAGCGUGGACAGAAAGUCUGUGCUCUCGCUGAUACGUCUACCGAUCAUAGGUGUCGACGACCUGGUGCGUGUGGUGCGUCCCACUGGGAAUCGUCGAGCCGGAAAAAAUACUCGACGCCAUCGAUAAAGCGAUCGACCCGGAGAAUCGGCCCUACCGUGCUUCCGUGUGUCCUGACCUGGAUGUUACCAGCUACUGGAAUAAAGCGUCCCUCGUAACACUUGACGACAAUGAGAUUGUGAUCGCGCUGAGUUACUGUGCGCCGCGGAAGUCUCUAGCGACAUGUCACACUGGGAUCGCGUGGGCCGUGGCACAUUUGAAUUAUCGCCCUUCUGGCACGAUAUCUACUUCACGAGACGGGCUGUACGCUUUAUUCGUAUCGUGCAUCCAGAGAGUGGAUGCAAAAAUGUAUUAAGAGAUGUGAGGCUGACAGCCAUGCUUAUUGACAAUUUUCCAUAAAAGAUAGACUUGGAGAUCGUGCGGUGCUUCUCCUGACUGAGUCCAGACUUUAAAUGUAACCCAUCAUAUUGUAAUCAAAAGAAAA
Molecule: messenger RNA, 1310 nt
Organism: Drosophila obscura
Lineage: Eukaryota; Metazoa; Arthropoda; Insecta; Diptera; Drosophilidae
Product: BTB/POZ domain-containing protein 9-like
Exons: 2
Coding region: 128-895 (255 amino acids)
Biological process (GO): modulation of chemical synaptic transmission; circadian behavior; adult locomotory behavior
Molecular function (GO): protein binding
Source: RefSeq, a predicted model, not a curated record